Molecule: messenger RNA, 582 nt
Organism: Suillus fuscotomentosus
Lineage: Eukaryota; Fungi; Basidiomycota; Agaricomycetes; Boletales; Suillaceae
Exons: 4
Coding region: 1-582 (193 amino acids)
Source: RefSeq, a predicted model, not a curated record
AUGUUCGCUAGAAUCGCUGCUCUUGCCACCUUCGCUAUCCCUCUCGUGUCUGCACUGACACUCAACACACCGACGGGUGUUGCGGUUGGCGGCUUGGUCAAUGUCACUUGGGAGGCAACCACUUCCGACCCCAGUUCGUUCAGUCUUUACAUGGUGAACACCAUCUUCCACAACACAUUCGCCAUCGGAAACAACGUGCAAAGCUCGGCGGGUAUCAUAACCCUUACGCUGCCCCAGGUCCCCGUUGGUGACGGUUACACCCUCGAAGCUACUAGCAACAGCAACAUCAACACUGUCUACGCACAAAGUGGUGACUUUGCUGUUUCCGCAAUGUCGAGUGCCACACUGCCGUCGACAUCCACCACGUCGACGAGCUCGAGCACGGGUACUGGCCUGUCCACAGCGUCGAUUGUGGCUCCUACAACCACCGCUCCUGCUACCACAGCACAGACCAGCUCAUCCGCAUCUGCUUCACCUUCGACCAUCAACAGCAGUGGUGCUGCAUCGCUCAUCAAGAUCGGCAUGGGCCCCGCUGCCGUUGUCCUACUCUCUGCAGCAGCUGGCGCAGCUAUCAUGUUCUAA